AUGUCGUCGAAGCCAAUCCCAGCAGACUUCCCAGCAUACUCUUUCCCCACCACCAAAGAACUAGAAGAAUUCUUCGAACGCGAGCACAAAACAGCCCCAGCAUUCUACCUCAAACUCGCAAAGAAGGCCUCCGGCAUCCCAUCAGUAAACGCAGCUGAAGCCGUCGAGACAGCUCUAUGCUUCGGCUGGAUCGACGGCUGGGGGAGAAAGAUCGACGAUAAAUGGUGGUUUGUACGAUAUACACCCCGCCGCGCUAAGAGCAUCUGGUCUCAAAAGAAUGUCAGCACGGUCCGGAGACUGAUAGAAACCGGUCGAAUGCGCCCUGCAGGGCUGGCUGUCGUGGAUGCUGCCAAAGCUGAUGGGCGUUGGGACCGCGCUUAUGCUGGACCGUCUAAUAUCACUGUGCCUGAUGAUUUUGCGGCUGCUUUGAAGGACGCACCGGAUGCGGCUACGUUCUUUGAGUCUUUCAAUAAGACAGACCGCUACUCGGUAUUGUGGCGUGUUCAGACUGCUUCGCCGACGGCAAGGGCGGGGAGGAUUGAGGCCUUGGUGCAGAUGCUUUCUGAGAAGAAGAGACCUACGCCAUUUACAAAGACUGUAGAAAAACGCAAAAUGGGCUCGGAAAAGGUUGAAGAUAAGAAAGUCGAAAAGAUCGCUAAGAAGAAGAUCAAAAAGGAGGCAUCAAAGCCAAGGCGCAGUGGUCUCAGAAGUGACCCUGACUUUAAAUCAUGA
Molecule: messenger RNA, 732 nt
Organism: Penicillium atrosanguineum
Lineage: Eukaryota; Fungi; Ascomycota; Eurotiomycetes; Eurotiales; Aspergillaceae
Product: YdeI/OmpD-associated family protein
Exons: 1
Coding region: 1-732 (243 amino acids)
Source: RefSeq, a predicted model, not a curated record